Messenger RNA from Diplodia corticola, 1293 nucleotides. Its product is annotated as pantothenate transporter liz1. Gene Ontology annotation, molecular function: pantothenate transmembrane transporter activity. Gene Ontology annotation, biological process: pantothenate import across plasma membrane. Gene Ontology annotation, cellular component: plasma membrane. The transcript has 7 exons. The record is from RefSeq and is a predicted model, not a curated record. Lineage: Eukaryota; Fungi; Ascomycota; Dothideomycetes; Botryosphaeriales; Botryosphaeriaceae. Bases 1 to 1293 code for a protein of 430 amino acids.
AUGCAAGAUCGCGCUGCCUUUGCAAAUGCCUACGUCGCGGGUCUUAAAGAGGACAUCGGUCUCCAUGGAGCGCAAUACAACGUCCUUCUCUCGGUGAUGACAGCCGGCUAUGUCAUCGCUCAGAUCCCACAUGGCAUUGUCAUCCAGAAGAUUCAGCCACAGAUUUGGCUGCCGUCGAUGAUGGCACUCUGGGCAGGCCUGACGAUGUGUACCGCUGCCUGCAAGACGUAUGAGCAGAUGUGCGUUGUUCGGUUCUUCCAGGGCAUGGCCGAGGCGAGCACGUACUGCGGGACCAUGUACGUUAUGGGGUCUUGGUAUAAACCGCUUGAAAUUGCCAAACGAACUGCCAUCUUCACUUCUGUAGGACAGGCUGGAAGUAUGUUUGCCGGUGCGAUGAUGACUGCAGUUCAUAAGACCAUGGAUGGCUAUGCCGGGCUACCUGGGUGGAAGUGGGUUUUCCUCAUUGACGGAAUCAUCACUCUCCCCGUCGCCAUCGCAGGUCUCCUCUGUUUCCCCGAUAUACCAGAGAACACCAAAGCGCGUCUCUUCGGCUUCAAAGACUCCGAACUCCAGCUGGCCAUAUCGCGCCUCCCACCCAAGCGCAAAGACGCGCACGACAUCUCCCCGCUCUCGCUCCUCAAACGCGUCCUCGGCCAACCCCACUUCUACAUCCUCGGCACCUUCUCCCUCCUCGCCGGCGCCCUCGAAGCCUACACGGUCCAAUCCCUCUUCCUCCUCUACCUCAAAGCCUCCCCAGCGCACUACACCACCUCCCAACGCACCCUCUACCCGCUCGGCAUCCAAGCCGUCGCCAUCGUCUCCCCCAUCCUCUCCGCCGCCUACACCGACGCCACGAACCGGCGCGUCCCCGUCGGCCUCGCCGCCUGCGCCCUGCAGCUCCUCGCCACGGCGCUGCUGCUCGCGCGCUCCCUACCCGCCGCCGCGGCGUUCGCGGGGUUUUACAUAGCCGGCACGAGCUACAUGGUCAACCCGCUCGUGUUCGGGUGGGCCAACGUCAUCAUGAAGCGGACGGGGGAUGAGGCCGCGAGGGGGGUGAUGCUGUUUUGGAUGAAUGCCGUGCAGAGCGCGUUGUAUACGUGGUGGGGCGUCGUCAUGUAUCCGGCGGAUGAGGCGCCGUAUUGGCGGAGGGGCGGGUGGGCCAUGGUUGCGGUGGCGGUGGGGGUCGCGGCGUGGUUGGCGUGUGUGGGGUGGCUUGUGGUGGAGUCCGAAGAAGAGGAAGACGGAGGUUCAUCGGUUGUUCAAAUUGAGACUGGUGAGGGAAAGAGCUGUUGA